AGGGAUUACAUCUUUCAUUUUGAACUGAGGAAUUACAUAAGACCCCAUAUAUAUAUUGUGUAUUUUUUUUUUUUUAAAUAUGCCCAAAUAUGACAUAGAACACUCAUCCUUCAAAAACCCAAGUUUUAUAUGUCGGUUUCAGAGAAGCUUCUAUCUUCAUCAAUGAAAUCUUCUUCUUCUUCUUCUUCUUCUUUCUUAAGCUUCUUUCCGCCUGAAACACCUCGACUACGUCUUUCCAGCUCUGUCUUACAUUCUAGUGUCAGCUAUAGUUGGAAACAAAAGAGACCCUCUUUCCAAGUCUAUGCAGUCUCCUACGAGAAAUUCAUUCAAUUUGCUUUAAAUCAUACAAAGCACCAUACCCAUUUGUCUCCUUCUCCUCUGCAGGAAAAAUUUAGUUCAAUGAUGUCUACGGAUGGUAAUGUAGAGCUUCAAAUGGGGUCCUUCGAAGCUCCCAAGAUCAGACUUCUACGGAGUCUUAGUAUUGAGACUGAAACAAUGCAGGUUUUAGAUUUUGCUGCCUUCCCAAAACCAGAAUACGAUGUACCCAUCUUUUGUGCUAAUUUUUUUAGCAAUGCAAGUACAAGCAUAGUUUUACUGGAUCUCAAUCCUUUGCACGAUGUCAUCAAUCAAAGGGAGUACAAAGAGAAGUAUUAUUCAAGCCUAAUUCCUCUUGGAGUUAAAUAUUCUGAGCUUUUACCAUGGGGAGGAAAACUUACAUCAGAGUCUUUAACAUUCUUUUCACCGAUUGUUAUAUGGACCAGAUUUACUCCAAACCAACACAAAUAUGAUGUCUUGUAUUCUGCAUUUGUUGAUUAUUACAAGGCUUGGGUUGAGCUAAUUGAUGAAGCAGCAGAGGAGAAUGAUGCAUCCAUAAUUAAAUUCAACUGUGAAGCACAACAUAGAUAUUUGGCAUGGAGAGCAGAAAAGGAUCCUGGUCAUGGACUUCUAAAAAGGUUAAUUGGGGACACAGCCGCUAAGGAGUUGCUAAGGAACUUCCUUUUCCAUGGAAUAGAUGAACUAGGAAGCAAAAGCUUCUUGGACUACUUUCCAGAUUAUCGUUCUGAGGAUGGGACUGUGAUUGAGAAACGCAGUAUAAUUGGAAAGUCCUUUGAAAAUCGGCCAUGGGACGCAAGAGGAGAGUUUGUUGGUAAUAUAUUUAUAAAUUAACUUGUAAUAUAAAAUUGCCUAAUUUUUAUCGACUAGGCCCUCUAUUCAGUCCAUGGUUCAUACAAGCUACUAAUUAUUAGGAUUUUUUCUCCCCCGAAUUUUGGCAUGUACCAAAUUAUGCCCCUGAAUUUUUUUAACCGUUAAAAUUAUUAAGAUUGUUAGAUUUAAGGACUCUUGUCUAAUUUCAUUUAAUUUUACUGUUUCAGUAUUUGUUUAUGUACUAAACUAUGCUCCCAAGACUUUGAUAUCUAUCAAAUUAUGUCCUUCAAACUUUGAUAUGCAUUAAAUCAUGCUCUUAGAACUUUCAUUCAUGUUAGAAUUCUUUUACUAAAAUUAGACAAAAGUUUUUAAAUCUAAUAAUCGCAAUAGUUCAGGGGGAAUUUUUAACGGCAAAAAAAAUUCAGAGACAUGAUUUGGUACAUGUCAAAGUUCGGGGAAAAAAAAUACUAAUUAGCCUUUUUUUUUUCAAUUUUUAUUGUGUAGGAAGGACACAAUUCGUAAACAACACAAAAUAAAUAAAUUUGGGUGAUACAUUUAAUUUUUGUCAAAA
Messenger RNA from Cannabis sativa, 1717 nucleotides. RefSeq names its product phytochromobilin:ferredoxin oxidoreductase, chloroplastic. Gene Ontology annotation, biological process: phytochromobilin biosynthetic process. NCBI's taxonomy places the organism in Eukaryota, Viridiplantae, Streptophyta, Magnoliopsida, Rosales, Cannabaceae. Gene Ontology annotation, molecular function: phytochromobilin:ferredoxin oxidoreductase activity; cobalt ion binding. The record is from RefSeq and is a predicted model, not a curated record. The transcript has 8 exons. The coding region runs from base 130 to 1167 and encodes 345 amino acids.